UUCACCGCCUGUUAUAAUAAUUAUUACCAUUGCAAUUUGAAAAAAUAUAAUGUGAUAAAUUAUUGUUAAAAUUCUAAUUAUUUAUGGCCAGUUAGUUCUAUUAUACGUUAAGCCAGAAAUGUUAAUUUUGUGCCAUCAACAAAUGUGAUAUUACAGAUCUAUUUAACGAAGCCAAUCAAAAUGAGGUUCAACAAACAAGAAUUGGUGACCCUAGCGAUGCAACCUUCUACAAAAUUCGAAAAAGAAGGCAUCUUGUACAUCAAAGAAAGACAAGAGGGAUUUUUUCGAAAAUCAGAAAGAGGCAAGAAGGGCAAACUGGAAAAACACGAAAAAAGACUUCGAAACUUGAGUUGUGUGGGGGGAAUAACUAAAGUCAACCUAGAAAGGUGGUGCAGGCUAAGAGGAAACCUAUUAUUUUACUUCAAAAGCAAAGACCCUUGGUCAGAACCUCUUGGCGUAGUGGUACUGGAACAAUGCCAAGUAAGAAUCGAUCCUCCCAUGGCAUCGCCCCCUUUAGCAAACGACGGACAUUAUCCAUUUUAUUUAGUGUUUGACGGUGGUCUGUGCCAAGCUCUAGCCUCUACAUCAGAAUACGAACGUUCCGGCUGGAUGGAAGCGAUCAGAAACGCCAGCUACGAAGGGAUCAGAGCCGAAUUGAACGCACUGAGGCAGUGUAUCGAACGGAGGCGCAAUCUCAAGCCAAACGUCGACCUGCAAACUUGGAGAUUACAACAAAAUCACACUUUAGAUAUUGCUGAACUUCCAAUGUAUGAAAUGUCGAUGGCCUGCGAUAAUCUUCUUUGUGAUGGACAUGGGAGACCACCAAAUCCUACCCUAGUAGUGGAUGCUUAUAUGCCGUUGCAAAAAACUUGGGUAGAAUAUGGUCGGACUGAAAUAAUUGAGAAAAGCAGCAACCCUCAAUUUUUAAGCACAAUUAGUUUUCGGUCUUCUGACGGUCUCACAGGAGAUUCACGCUUGCGCUUUACCAUAUUCGAUGUGCAGGAAAGAGUGUCUCAUACAGCUGUACCUUUAGGUUCGUCUUGUGUCCUUUUGAGUGCUAUACAAGAUUCUACCAGAUUAAGGAUACCAUUAUUGUCGCGGCAAAAUACUACAGCGGGAUUUUUGACUUUGUGCGCUUGGUCACUGGAGGCUGAAGAUAAAGGUAGUUCUACUGAACAUACACCAGCUAGGUUGCCCAGUGUCAAUGCUAACCACGCUCAACAGAUUUGGUCGCAUAGAAGAUCGCAAUCCCUUCCUCCACGCCUAGGCGUCAAAAUGCGUCUUCCCAGCCAAUCAGACUUGAAACUCCUAUUUUCCUCACCGCACUUACAAACCUACAGAUUCCACUCUGGACUAGGAGGAGAUAUUUCAGUACAUGAAUACAUGGCCGAAAGCAAGCUGUGCUUCAGUUUCCCCCAUCAAAUGCUUGACGUAUGGAUUCAGCAAGAAAAAGAGCUCCUGCAAGAAGUUGCCGGAAUGGGUGAACUCAGAGAACCUUGGCACUCGAGACAAGUCGAAUUACUAGACCGUCAUUUGCACUUAUUAAGAUUAUACUCACAAGCUCGUGAAAACCUACAAGCUCAUAAAGGACCUUAUUUCAAAAAAAGCUCCCGCAAAACUGACAGAAGUUUAGAGUUUGUACCAAUCAACAUGCACUUGCAAAGGAUGUGGGUGCACAACGACACCUUGAACAAAUCCGGGUUUUACGAUUGGGUUACAGUAGGCGCAUUCACAGCUCACAGUCACCGAUCCAAAAAUGGAGGUCUAAUACGGCUAGUGCAAAUGCUUAAAGAAUCGCCCAUGAAAUCUUACACCAACUAUCAAGUAGCCACAAAAAUAUCUAUGGCUAAUGAUGCUAUACAAGCAAUUAAGCAGCUACGCAAAGAAGUUGUGGAAGCUAUGAAAACUCUAAUGCGAUUGGCCAAGGAAAAACAAACAAACGGAAUGCUACCAAUUUGCGAAGACAUGAUAAAUAAAACCAGAAUUUUGUUAAGCUUAUGGGAUCCAGGUUUGGUUGAAGAAGCUUUAAAUUUCAUUGAAGAGCACAAAUUAGUUCAAACUGAUGACUCAGGUGUAAGUGACGAUAUUAGUUUCGAUAGUAUUAGUAAUCGUCCAAGCUUAGUGCUAUCUCCUUUUAAACGAAUCACUCAACAAUUGACAUUGGAUCUGAAAAGUCCUGAACUAGAAGACUUUGCUACACCUUGCGUCAGCAAAACUGUUGAAGACUUAUGGAAGGUGCCCCCAAAUGAAAAAAACAAUUUAUUAAACACUAGUGAUGGCUUGAAGAGUUUAUGUUCAAACAUGAAAACGCCCGAUGAGACAAACUUUGUACUGUUUCCUGAUGUUGAAGACAGUAAUUUGGAAACUUCAUUGGAUAGUGGCCAACCAGAUAGUUUUACCAAUGGAGAAACUCAAGAUCAAGGCACCCGCCUAUUUCUGGAUACAACUGCAAUGUGCAACUCACCUUCAGCCAAUUAUUAUAAACCCACAGAUGAACCUGAACCUUGGGAUAUUACUCAGCUAAAUAUUGAAGCUAGUGUUAUGUGUUUAGUUAGUAAAGUUAAGUUUUUGUGUGGAAGAUGCGGUAGCCCAGCAGUAAGACUCAAACAACAGCCAAUCGGUAAAAGAAAAGUUGUUUCAACGCCAAAUAUGAUUGUCGACGAUUCUAGCAAAACUGUCAAUAAGGUAACAAUGAGAAACGGCAAUAAAUUCACUGAUGGUUUGGAUCUUACAAAGAUCCAGGAUUGGGCAGCCGAGCUCAGACCGAGCAUGCGCAAACUGCGGCAGGCCAUGGACGGUUUGCUGAAAACGGCUCGGCUCACUCAUUCGGUGUUUCGGGUGCAAGAAGACCCCAAGGCCGCUCAGAGGGUUUGCAAUGUCCGGUAUAGGAGGGAUGUUUGUUUUUCUCAAGCGCUGACUUCAUUGGUCACUGGCCUGAUGACCCGUCUCUGGUGCCACAAACCAGACCCGGCCUACGUCACCACCUUGAGCCAAUUGGGACCUUUAGCACAUUUCGAAGGCCUUCUCAGCUAUUACGGCAACGAAAUCGACAUGUGGGGCGACAUGUCUGUAGCCAUCGAAGACCUGCGCACUGUACUUUUUGUAUUGGUGCGUAGUCCUAGUCCUGCUGCUGAACCUGUACCUACACCAAAGGUUUCAGGCACAAGAAACAGUUUAACCGUGUCCCUUCCAGUACCUGAUAAUUUGUACAGCUUGUUACCUUCGAGGCAGUCUUUUAGUUUCCAUGUUACGCCAGUAUUUUUUAAUAUAGGAAUCAACGAGAUGGCUUCAAUAGCUGAAAGUAUAGGAGCUACAAAGCCCCAAGAACGUGCCAACAUUGACAAUUUCGACAGGGUGUACGAGUACUUUUUGCGCUACAGAAAAAUCAAUUUUCAGUGCGACAAUUCUAGACAGUCGGCUGGUGGAUCGAGUGCGCGUCCCUUGUCUGAAUUGUUGGAACAAUUAAGAGUAGAGGUGCAUAGUGGCAAACAAAAAAACGUCGAAGUUUUAAGAUUGUCUGCACAGAUUUGUAGACAAAUGAAGGGUAUCAGAUUUACCAGUUGUAAGAGCGCCAAAGAUAGAACAGGAAUGUCGAUUACCUUAGAACAGUGUAGGAUAUUAGGUGAAGAUUACCAUUUGGCUGAACACGAGUUUCAGAAGGCUUUAGAUUGCAUGAGAAGUGAGGGUUGCAGAAGAGAAAAUACAAUGAAAAAUAUUGGAUCUAGAAAAUACGCUUUCAACUCGAUGCAAUUAUUAGCUUUUCCCAAGCACUACAAACCACCUCCAGGCACUUACGGUUCAGCUCAAAGUUAAGCAAUUUUAGUGACGAUUUUUUUUUUCUGCAGGUGCCAAUUGACUUAUUAUUGGAGUGAGGACCUUAGUCGUGCUGUUGAUAUAUACCAGGUUGUUAUAUUUUAAACAUGUAGUUAUUUAUUUUGUCUUGUGUAAAUUUAUUAGGACAAUCUCUUAUACACGUUGAAUGCGAGUAAAGAAUUAUUUUAUUUGAUUUUGUCGUUGUUUUUCUUAAGGGAUAAAAUACACAAGCCUUCCUUUCUUCCAAACAUUUUAAUAGUAGUAAUUUUUAUACACAAUCUUAAGACGUACAACUAUUUAUAUAUUAUUUUAGUCAUAUCACUGUCUAAAGUCUCUAUAAAAACAAAAUCGAACUCUUAAUCGGUAAGAUAAAAUAUGUAACUGAAAGACCUUCAGGUGAAAAUCAAAAAAAAGAACGGUGCUUUGUACAAACCCCCCUUGAGACAAAUCGUUAUUAUAAGGUCUUCUUUUGGGGAAUUGCACUUGAAGUAAAAACAGUAUGACCUUAGUAGAACAAGAAAAAAAAACUGAACAAACCUCAAAGAGUAAAAACAUAAGAGACUUGUGAAAACAUAAAAGCUAGAUUAAAGCAUUGAUUUUUUUAUCGCACGGAUUCUAGACAAUAACUAGUUUUAAUUUUUUUUUUUUGUUGAAAAAUCUCAUUUGUAAAUUACCUGUUGAUAAUAAUAAACACCGAUUGAAGCAAGAAUAAAGGCCGAUUUACACGUAUCUAGUAGCUUGCAUGUCAAUUCUUAGCGCUAGACCCGAGUCUAGUAAAUGGUGAGUUUUCACUGUGGUAUCCUAUUGGCAAGAAAAAUACACACUCUUUAUUUGCUGGCACGAGUCAAGUGUUCACACAUUGCUAGAACUGGAACGCCAAUGAAACUGGUGCUAGCUACUUGAUAUAUGUAAACCGAAUCUCUUCUAUUUAAAUUCUAAUAAAUACAUACCGGCAAAAUUUACACUAAGUUUGACAUCAAUUUUCUCUUGAACCCUUCGCUCGAUGUCGAUGAAUUUUUCUCAGAUUACAAGGAAAGAAAGUCAGUAAUUUUCAGAGUUUUUUGAGACACCCUGUAGAGAGAACCACUGGAAAUCCAGAACAGUUUCCAACACCAAAUUGUAGCCUGAUCUUUUCCGAAUAUUUUCAUUUUUUAUUCACUCUGAUAUUUCAAUGAAUACUGCUUUCAGUUUCACUUCUUAUUGAUCACUUUAUUGUGAAAAGAAUGCUCACAAAUAUACAGGGGAUCACAAAGUCCCUUUCAUGAUUUCCAUUUGAUGGAAUGUUAUUUAUCUAAAUAACUCUCCCUUCACACUUGAACCAGGGUUAGGAGUUCUCCAAUUUAUCCUUCAACAGCUCUCGUCACAUCGGUAAGAUAUUGACGAAUUAAAUUUCAUUUGAAAAAUUACGUUUACGAAUACAAUUUUGUUCUGAACGGUAGCUAAUCAACGCUAAAGCAUCAGCUACUGACUGUCAUUUUGAAUAAAAAAUGAAAAUGUUCGGAAAAGAUUAGGCUACAAUUUAGUGUUGAAAACUGUUCUGAAUUUCUAGUGGUUCACUCCACAGAGUAUUUCAAAAAACUCUAAAAAUUACUGACUUUCUUUCCAUCCUUGUAUGUGAUAUAAAGACGAAUCAUUUAAUAACGGCAAUACGUCAGAUGUAUUCCUGAAGAAUUAAGCUACAAUCUGAGAAAAAUUCAUAGAAAUGGAGUGGAGCCUAAUUUGCCAGUGUGCAGAGGGUUCAAUUAAUGUCAAACAAACCCUUAAUUUUGCCGGUGUAUGUAGAAAUCGACAUAUUUGAUACAUGUAAAUUGGUCUUUACCAUCUUUCAGAAACUAAAAUCUUAUAAUUAAUAUUUCCUCUUUAUUGUGUAUGUACCAGCAAUUAAAAUGUUUCUCCUCCUUCGCUUACUGUACAUACAGGGUAUACUAAAUUCCAUGUUUCACUAAUGGUAUGUGAGAUAUACAAAAGAUGCCCUUUUAAAUGAAUACUUACUACUUAAUUAGUCUGUGAAGAAUCAAUUAGAAAACUUCUUAAAAGAAACUUUAGUUAGUUCAAAGGGCAUAAACUCAAAAUCCAAAGGACCAUGCACGGAUCUUAUGAGAAAAAAUAAAUUGGACCUCCUGAACGUAAGUUCUUGUAAGCCCAAAAAGAUCCUAUGAUUAGUUUCGGAGAUACAGGGGGUUAACAUACAAAAUUAUGACAAAAAAUUAACAUUUUUUAAAUAUGACCGACAUAAAAUGGCGGAUCCAACGGUAAAAUGGACCCCGCAAAAUUUAAACGCAAAUUGUAUUUGGAUGAAAUUUAAAUAUGUUAUUAAAAAUGCUGUAAGCAACAUUUUUUACCAUGGGCGCAACCUUGUAAAUAUGACAGGUGAGGCGGUAUCAGUUGUCAAAUAUUGGAAUCUAAUAUCACUUAAUAUACAGGGUAAGGGCGAGUUCUCAUGAUAAUUUGGUGUAAUUUGAUUGUUGAAAUCUCCAGCAUGACGAAUAUUUUACCAAUAAAAUUCAAUUAUUUUAUCACGUGAUUACGCCAGAAAUGUCAACUUACGCUCAUGAGAACUCGCCCUGACUAUGGCAGAUUUCGAUGAAGCAAAUAUCAAUUCCUAAUAAGUCGACCAAGGAAUAUCGAAAAAUGUCAAUCAUUUUUGACAUCUGUCAAAACCCUGCCAAACGGGAGCACUAUUUUUUUUGCAGUUUUCAAUAUUUCAUGAUGUGUCAUUUGACAGUUUCAACCUUUGUAAGUUCUGAGUUCAAAAAUUAAAAAAAAAAAAAAUACAGAACUGUCAAAACCUGUCACUUGUUUUAGUAAAAAAAGGAUUCCAAUUUAGCUCUUUUUUGUUUGACGCUAUUUUAUUGGUGAUAAGACAUUAAACAAGGCUCAUAGACAUCAAAUUUUGACAGCUGUCAGAAUCUGACAUUAGCUUUAAUUGAAAAAAAAAACUGAACUCUAGUUCUGUUCCAAUUAUUUAAGUAAUGCUUAUUUAUUAUGAAGCAUAAGAAAAAUUUAUACACAGGUUUCAGAUUUUAACAGCUGUCAAAAUUUGAUGUCGAUGAGCUUUGUUUGAUGUCUUGUUACCAAUAAACUACCUUAAAACAAGAAAGAACCAGAUAUGAAUCUUUUUUCCUACUAAAAUAAAUGACAGUUCUGUAAUUUUUUUUUCCAAUUUUUAACUCAGAAUUUACAUAAGCUAAAACUGUCAAAUGACACAUCAUGAAAUAUUGAAAAACAUGAGUGCUGCCGUUUGGCAGAGUUUUGACAGAUUUCAAAAUGGUUGACAUUUUUCGAUUCACCUUGGUCGACUUAGUAGGAAUGACAGCCGAUACCGUCUCACUCAUAUAUACAAGGUUGUGCCUAUGGUAAAAAAUUUUGCUCACGGCAUUUCUAAUAACAUAUUUAAAUUUCAUCCAAAUACAGGGUGUCCUUAGAUAAACUGACACAUUUUGCAGGUGAAUAUCUCGAAAACGGGAAAAGAUAACUAGAUGCGGUUUGUUCUGAGAGAAUAAGGAAUUUUUAAAGUGUUUUUUCACAUUAUUGCCGAAUCCUAAAAUUUGCUGAAAUUUGGUUUCACAGACAUGCGAUUUUUUGAAAUAAAAUGACUGCCUUAUUUUUAAUGAAACACCCUGUAUAUUUUGUCAUCGUCAGAAAGCCUGUUUUUUCUACUUUACCAAAAUGUCGAAGAGAACACCAUCGACUAACCAAAAAAAAAAAAUUGAUGAUUAAGUUGUGUUUGAUACUUUUAUUAACUAAUUAGCGCAUAAUUAAUUAAUAAUACAAUUAUUAAACACAAAUAAACUAAUAAUGCAAGUGCAUAUAAAACACAAAUUAAUUAUUAUUAUUUUUUUGGCCAGUCGAUGGUACACUCUUUAACAAAGUGCAAUUUUUACGAUCCAAUUUCGAGAUAAUUGAAAAAAAUUAUACAUUUUUGUAGAAAAGUCACGCUUUCUGACGAUGACAAAAUAUACCAGGUGUUUCAUCAAGAAUAAGGCAGUAUGUAAUUAUUUCAAAAAAUCGAAUGUCCUUAAAACCAAAUUUCAGGAUUUGUCAAUGCCAUGAAAAAAAACUUUGAAAAAUCCUUAUUCUGCCAAAACAAACCGCAUCCCGUUAUCUUUUCUCGUUUUCGAGAUAUUUACCUGCAAAAUGUGUCAGUUUAUCUAAGGACACCCUGUAUAACGGGUAACCAAUUUCUGUUAAAAUAUUGUGGGGUCCUUAUGAGAAUAAAAACGCACAAAAUAUCUGCAAAGGUAACAGUGCUGAGCGGCUGAAAAGCCGAAACGACUCCCCCGAAAUAUACAGGGUAUGUUAGGUUCAUGCAAUGACAUAUUCUUGGUUAAAAACGGAUGAAAAAAUGCGAAAAAUGCCAAAGUAAUGUCACGUAAUGUCGUACUGAAGCUUUCUAAGUUGAAAACUUGUCAAAAAAUGCCAAAAAUACGUAAUUUUUGUUUAUGAAUUAGAUUAAUAUACUAUAAUAAACCUGAUUUUGGAGAUUUUUCUUGUACUAUUGUCACCAACUGGGACAAAAAUAAUUCAUAAUAAUCUAAUAAUCCCAAGUUAACCUAAACCUAAAAUUAUUCAUAGUUUGACAAAUAUCUGACACCUGGAAUCAUAUUAUAAUAGUACAAGAGUCGAUAUGAUGCUGCCCCAGUUACUUUUGGUGACGAUAGUACCUACUACUAUUUUUUUAUCGCAACACUACAAUGAACUGUACCCACAUUCUAAUAAUUUUUGACCAGGUAUAAGGUUUUCCACAGUAAACUACAUGACCUAAAAUACAUUAUGAACAGCCUGAGGUCCUGUAUCUGGUACCUCUGAAACUAAUCAUGGGAUCUUUUUGGACCUACAAGAACUGACUUACGUUCAGGAGGUCGAAAAGCUUAACAUAUUUCAAUUUCAUUACAAUCAUAAUAGUUAUUUAUUAUACAAGGGAAAAAAGUACUAGAUUUUAGCGCGAGGUGUGGUUUGUCAUCUUACUUUUUUCCCAUCUAUAAUACACUAUUUUUUUUCUGUGACAGGAAAAUCUCACCAUUUUCCAUCUAAACAGUAUUCUCUUUGAGAAAAAAAUUUGAUUGGUACCUGUUACUUUUUUCCCGUGGGAAAAAAAAAUCACUUUUUUCCCGUGGGAGAAAAAGUGGCAUUUUUCAGGUACAAAAAGUCUACUUUUUUCCCGUCACAGAAAAAAAUUUAUUUUUUCUCAUAAGAUCAGCGCGCUGUCCUUUCCUAAAAAUCACUUUUCUAAUUCAGGAGGUACUUUUCAGUUGUAGAAGCUCAUUUAAAAAUUUAAUAUGACUUAGAAGAGUCAAAUACCUCUAAUACAGGAAACUAUAAAUAAAAAACCCUGAUAAGGUUACAUACAAAAUGUUAACUAACGAAAACGUUAACUAAUCAAAAUAAAUACAAACAAAUCUCUAUUAUUCUAAUUCAAGUUUUCAUUGUAAGUCCUUCAAGGCGAGUUAAAAUUAUUGCCGUUGGAGAAAAAAAGCCUCCUCUGAUUUUUGGUGAGUAAAUUUUUGCCUCUAUGAUAACGGAAAAUGUGAAUGGAGAAUUUUACAGCGUCUUUGGAUAUUUCAUUCUUUGACAAUUGAAUGCAGAAAAGUACUACUUUCCACACGCAAAUGGAUGCUGUUCGAUCUUCUCGCUUAGUAAACAAAACAAAAAAUUAUAAACCUGACAGUGUUUUCUGUUCUUUUAUUAAUCAUCAACUGAAAAAAUUAGAUGUUAAAAAUCAAACCAACAAAUCAAUUUUUCUGCCAAAAGUUCAUUAACCUAUCAAUUUUGUCUAGAACCGUGCUAUUUUUCAUCUUAAGUAUACUUUUCAUUGGUCUCGUAUGUUUGUUUUUGUAUUUUCUUUUUUUUUUUUUUUUUUGAAAAGUGCGCCCCAUGCCAAUAGCAGCAAAAUUCAACAAUUAUUCUUAAAAAUAUAAUAUAUGAACAGUCUUAAAAUAAGAAAUUUUUCCUUAAGCAGCGGCACAACAGAAAGAGGUUAUUCAAUUCCAGUAUUAAACUUCUGUCCACUGUACCAACUUUUUCAUAUACAUACUGAUAAAUCCAAGAGAGAAAUAAAAAUGGACGCCAUUCUGUACCGUUGCUCUGACACCUAAAAUGUUGUUAUAAUAUAUACAAACACAGCCUAUAAACAACGAUAUCUUAUAUGCCCCUGUAUUAAAUUUUUUUUUGGAAAUUUUUCGAUGAAAUAUUUGUCGAGGGGCCUAAACUAAUAAUUAUAUUUUGCAAUAAUUUUUUUUUUUAGCGUACAAAUACCGUGUGUUAUGUUGUUUAAACUAAUGCGUAAAUUUAGCUUACAGAUUAUAAAUCAAUAAAUUAAUAAUAAGUGAAACAAAUAAUUUUGGAACAAGUUCUAAAACAAAAAUCAACGCCAUAAUAAUAAUAAUAAUAAUAAUAAUAAUAAUAAUAAUAAAAAAUAAAAACACCUUAAAUCCCUAAGUAUAAUAAUAUUUAAAAAAUAAAAUAAAAUGACUACAGCCCUGUAAAAAGACGAAAAAUCUUGUUGAUUAAAUAUAAGUAGUAAAAGGCACGGAGGAAUUAUCGAUAAAAAAAUAAAACAAUGAUUAACUAUUUAAAUUUUUUUUGCCAAACUCAGGCCUCUGAAACUUUAUAGCAUUUAUUUAUUAUUUAAUAACUACACAAGAAGAUUGCAAUAUGUUUUUUUUCCAAAUUGAGUUUCAUAUUAAAUUUUUUGAAAAUAUCAACACAAAACAAAUACACUUACAAUAAUUUAUACAAAAGGACAAAUCAAAUAGGAAUGAAUUUUGCCUAUACUAGUAGGCAAGAAAUUGCUGUUUAGAAUUUACAAUUAUUAUUACAAUUCCCAUAUAAAUAUAAUAAAAAAUAAAUGCUACAGAAAUUCAGUUUCAAUUUCCUUACCAUCUCGAGUAUUAUAUCCAAUCAGUAACCGACAAUAAAUAUUUUCCUAAUCAAUCUCACAUUAAAAAACAGGAAACUCACAAGAACAAUCCUAUUGCAGUAUUAUUUUGAUUCUGUAGAAACAGUAAUAGCCUCACGAGUUUUGUGUUAACACUUAAAAUGAAGUUUCUACAGUAUCACAAGUAUAUCGUUUUUUUUUUUUUUAGAAAAAAUCACUUUAUCAUCAUUAUCAAAACUCCCAACAAACACUGCUCAUUAAACAAAAAAAACAACCAAGCACUAAAAACAAAACAUUGUAUUUAGUACUGAAAUAACCAAUUUAAUUAAUGACCAGUAUUUUGCUUCCUUACAUCGUAACAGGACUCAAUUUUUAACCUCCCUAACUAAAUCUAAAGGUGCCCAAUGAUUUCAUUUAAAAAGAAAUAUGUGGUCGAGCAACAGAACAGCGCACAAGCGUUCAUAUCGCUAGAAGGGCGACGAAAUUUGUGGAAUUUAGAGGAAUUUGUUUAAGGAAAAUAUAAAUUUAGUGAAUCACAUUAUUACAGUUGACGAAAUUUGCUUAAUUUUUGUUCAUAACUAAAAAUACUAUUAUUGUCAUGCUCUUUGAAAUUGUCAUUCCUCUAAAUCCAACAAUACACAGCCUCCCUUAAAAAAAAAAAAAUAAAAAAUUAAUAUAAUAAUGUAAAACCCAACAACUUUUUUUUUUUGUUUACUAUACAAGUAUUAUUAAACCUAUAAAUUCCCAUCUAUACAGCUUAUGUAGUUAAAUGGUAAUAAUAAUAGUCAUUGUCAAAAAAUAAUCUUUAAACAUUAAUAUUAUUAAUUACUUAUUAUUAUUUCAGCCUGUACAAAACGCGCAUACAUACACAGUAAAAUGGCGUAAAGUGUUUCAAAAGAAUAAGCCGCGCGAUUAUAAUUGCGUGACGAGGCCAGGGGGAUGCAUUUUAUUUCUUAAGAAUAAACUUUGCCAUCAUGCAUUGACAGUUUUUACUUAUGAGGCUUGCCCAAUGCAAGCAAACAAUUUAAAAUAAGGAAACAAAAUUUUAUACUAUACAGAGUGUUAUAUCAUAUCAAACAACAACUUUUGAGCAUACUGCGCUCCAUUAUUGGCACUUCAAGUAAAUUAAACUUUUCACCCCCAGCCUUGCCAGUCAAGAGAAAAAAUAUAAACGAUUUUACAAAAUAACCUUUUAAACAUUAGUAUUAAAGAGCUCGACCAAUCACAGACUCACAAAGACCUGACCGACAACGUUGCGCCGCCAACCUCCCCACUCACAACAGUUUCGUUUUUCUGUUGCAUUAAAUUUUUUAUUAUAAUUUAAAUUUCGGCCGGCUCUAGGAACAACACUUAAUAAUUAAUUUCUCGUCGACAGUUUGUAUGAGAGAAAUUCUUUUGUGGGGGAGGGUGAAUAAUAAUCAUAUAUAUAAAUAUAUAAAGAGAGUCUGUUUAUACACUGCUCCCCUUUGCCACGAGUACACGAAAAGCGCCCUUUGGAGCACAAAGAAAAUUAGCCGCUUGACAAUAACAACAGGCAAUUGUAGGCCGCACCUACUAGUGCCAUCUAGGCUACUCAUUAGCUAUAUAUAUCAGCGAAAGAAAAACUAUUAGGGAUAUUUUUAGUUUUGGCUCUAUGCAAUCAAAAAAUUUUAAAUAUCUCCUAAUAAUUAAUCUUCACACUAGCGCGCCUACGUCAAUGUCAAAUAGCCCACUAACAAACGCAUCAUAAUAAAUGUCCGUUUAUGCGUCGAUUACUUGGGAGAGCGCGGCGCAGCGGCGGCAACAAAAUCGCGCAGUUGCGACUGGCGCGCUUCCGGUUUCCGGCGCGUAGGGCGUUCGUGUUGCCCCUGACGGCUGUUCGGAGCAACGUUACGUGCUCCUAAC
This is a messenger RNA of Ceutorhynchus assimilis (cabbage seed weevil), 12574 nucleotides long. Lineage: Eukaryota; Metazoa; Arthropoda; Insecta; Coleoptera; Curculionidae. The record is from the annotation of a GenBank genome assembly.